AUGAACCCCCAGCCUGGGGCUGCUGCACAGUUCCCACCCCAGAAUGUGCAAUCCCAUCCCAAUCCCAAUCCCAUGUAUGGAAAUGGGGCUAACCAACCUGGGGCCUACCCACCACAAGCACCCCAACAAUCUCCAACACAGUUUCCUACUGCAAGUCCAAGUACACCUCAUCAGGUUCGUUACCAGCAGCAGCAGCCGCAACAAGCACAAGCAGGGUACAUUAAUGUUAGUGCAGGCAAUGCCAAUGCCAUGCCUGAUAAUAAUUAUGCUGCUCAAGGGGUUCCAGUGCAGCAGCCUCAUUACCAGCCGGGACCUCUUAAUCAUAUCAACCUGCAGAAUGUUGGCACUGAGGGCUGGAGUUCUGAAUUAUUUGAUUGCAUGGAUGAUCCAAUGAAUGACCCCAAAGAGAGAUCAAAAUGCCGAUGGUAA
This is a messenger RNA of Prunus armeniaca (apricot), 429 nucleotides long. NCBI's taxonomy places the organism in Eukaryota, Viridiplantae, Streptophyta, Magnoliopsida, Rosales, Rosaceae. The record is from the annotation of a GenBank genome assembly.